Geodia barretti is the source of this 286-nucleotide messenger RNA. The record is from the annotation of a GenBank genome assembly. NCBI's taxonomy places the organism in Eukaryota, Metazoa, Porifera, Demospongiae, Tetractinellida, Geodiidae.
CGCUCAAUGGCCUCAAGGGUGUCGUCCCAGUUUACAGUGGUGGUUUCACCGAUGUCACUCAAUGGUCUACUGCUCCUGUAAGGUUUCGCCGUGUCGUAGGUCAGUUUGCCUGCGGGGCCUGUGUAGGAGGGUAAAAUAUCGCCGCACCUUCGGCGUCGUGGCGGUGAAAAUAGAUCGCCUCCAAAAGCUCCGGCUCCCAAAGAAGCAACGAGAACCAAGCCCCGACGAAGACUUCAACUGUUGCCAUGGAUUCACCGUUGUUGCAGUCCGGACCAUCGGCCCUCCG